Messenger RNA from Lizanozyma spartinae, 1020 nucleotides. RefSeq lists its product as uncharacterized. Gene Ontology annotation, biological process: regulation of DNA-templated transcription. The transcript has a single exon. The record is from RefSeq and is a predicted model, not a curated record. Gene Ontology annotation, cellular component: Rpd3L complex; nucleus; Rpd3L-Expanded complex. NCBI's taxonomy places the organism in Eukaryota, Fungi, Ascomycota, Pichiomycetes, Serinales, Debaryomycetaceae. Bases 1 to 1020 code for a protein of 339 amino acids.
AUGAAUGGCACUGAUAUGGGUUACACACUACCGCUUCUUAAUGCAUUUAUAUCGACUGUGGAUCAUUUACCUUGUGAUUUAAUCCGAUCUCUUUGGUUUAUUCAAACUUGUAACACUGAAGCGGAAAAACUUCACCAGAAGCUCAAAGAAAAACAACAAGCAAGCAAACUUGAACCUCAGUCGUUAGUUGAACUUCGAGAGAGGAUUAUACAACUCCAACAGGAAGCCAUAGCAGAGACAGAAUCUAUAUAUAAUCAGUUGUUUGUUCAGAAGCACUUUUUACAAAUUGAGAAAUGUCAACUAGAGAGAAUAAAUGUUACGCGAACACAACAAGAGAUCGAUAGAAGACUUCAACUUAGAGAAGCAUUAGAGAAGCAUUAUGCUGAAAAUCCAUUGAAAUCUCAAGUGGAAGCUUUGAAGGAGCAACAAUCAAGAGGAAAGGUGAAAGAUUAUAGUUUGAAAAGGGAGGUAAUGCCCUUUAAAGAGGGAAAGGAUGAUAAAACAAAGUUGAAGUUGAUAUUGAAAUUACCCCCUAAGAGUCGUGAUCGGCCGCCAAAACCUGCAAAAGCACUCAAAUUAACUAUAUUAAAGGAUGGCAAGGUCAGAGUUCAAAAGAAGCAUUCAAAGCCGUCUACUUCACCUUCUCGGAAGCCUUCUAAAGCGAUUUCCACAUUACUGCCAAAGAGGAAACCAGAAGAAAAAAAUGAAGAGGAGGAGGAAGAAAGGAAGCCGGCCGAGUUUGAUGUGGCCAUAGACGAAGAAGUUUAUUGUAUCUGCAGGCAGCCAUCGUUUGGAAAUAUGAUAGCUUGUGACAAUAAGGAAUGCCCCAAUGGAGAAUGGUUUCAUUAUAAGUGUGUUGGAUUAUUGAAUAGAGUUGAAGCACUUCAAUAUUCCAAAGGGCGGAAACGAUGGUAUUGCAGUCAAGAGUGUCGAGAGUCUGUCAACCAAAGAAUUCAAAGUAAAAGGCUUCUGGGCAAUAAAAGAAGAAAAAAGAAAGGUAGUCAUAAGUGGUCCAAAUAA